Westerdykella ornata is the source of this 2438-nucleotide messenger RNA. RefSeq names its product peptidase S41 family protein. The record is from RefSeq and is a predicted model, not a curated record. The transcript has 2 exons. Gene Ontology annotation, biological process: proteolysis. The coding region runs from base 85 to 2415 and encodes 776 amino acids. Lineage: Eukaryota; Fungi; Ascomycota; Dothideomycetes; Pleosporales; Sporormiaceae. Gene Ontology annotation, molecular function: serine-type peptidase activity.
AACAUCAUUAAUGCCAUAGCGAUUUGACUUUUGCUUUGACUCCUGUACAUCUUUUAACGAUACGGAGGGGAAGGCGCUGUAGCUAUGAGGGCGCUCAUAACCGUCCCACUGUUGGCGGCGCUUGCUGCGGCGCUGCCACAGCUGGAGACAUUCUCGAUUCGCCCCAUUGAGACGGAAGAACCAGCGACGUCGGUAGAUCGAAUCGAGCCCACGGCGACGCCUACAGAUAUUGGUCCGAUCGAGACGGCCAGAGCGUGUAGUCAACUCAGCUUCCUUAUUUCUGAAAGCGAGGAGGAUUAUCCGAUUGUCGAUGCGGACUUGGCAUAUGCAUGUCUUCAAACGGUUCCCAUCGAUAAGUCAAGAGCAUCGACGACAAUCAAGUCGAUAAAACAGAUGAUUGAAUAUCAGUCCACGCUCAAAUAUCUCGCAGACCCACCAUCAGGCUAUUUCAACCCAGCAGUGGAUCUCGUCGCCGGUCUGGACGACAUAGGCCAAAAGGUCGAGAGCGGUGACUACGCAAACGAGUUUGAUUUCGAGCAAGACAUAGCAGCUCUCCUAGGAAAAGGCUAUGAUGGCCAUCUGGGGUUCGACGGCAUGACGUUCAGCGGUGCCAUACGCUGGAGGCGGUCGACGCGGGCUGCAUUGGCGGCAGCGUCUAGCGAUGGGAAGGAUGCGCCAAAGGUUUGGGCCAUUCAGGACUUCAACAGCACAGACAAGGAAGAGGGCAAGCGCAGCGCAGUGACGCAAAUCAACGGGAAAGACGUGGUGCAGUUCCUGGAAGAAGAGGCAGCAAACGUCCCCUAUCAUGAUCCCGAUGUUCGAUUCAAUGCCAUGCUGUAUCAGCUUCCCGCGCAGAUGUCGGGUAACUUUAUCAAUCCGCCAUUCUACCCCGGUCCGGUCACGAACCUGACUUUUGAAAAUGGAACAACCCAGACGUUUCUCAACUCCGCAUUGGUGACUGAUAGGGAUUCUUGGAGUGAUAUAAGCAAUGGGAAAGACUUCUACGACGUGUUUGUUCGAUACCAGAGGAACAUUUUCAAGCUCAAAAAGAGAAGCACCACACAUAAGUUACCACAUCGGCUCCGCCUACCAAAGGAAGCUGACAUCGGGAUCGAAGCUGUCGUCCCCUUUAACUACCCCGAACCCGCGUUCCAACACCAAUCCCCAGAUGUUCCCCUGGGAGGCUACUACAUCGAAACGGACAUUGGCACCAUUGGUGUACUUAGCAUCCAAACAUUCGAGACGGAACCCGACUCCGCAGCCGAGGAAUUCCAAUCCGUCGUCCAGAACUACAUCGCCGAAUCGCUCAAUCGCAAAGUAACCCGACAUAUCAUCGACAUACGCAGCAACCCCGGCGGCCUCGUCAUGCACGGCCUAGACACCUACUUGCAAUUCUUCCCGAGCCAGAAUCCACAGAACCUCGGCCGUUACCGCGCAACGGAAGCAGUCAACAUCAUCGGCGAGCAAAUAGGCAAACUACCCCUCGACAGCUCGACGAUCGAAAUCUACGCCAACCCCUUCAACUUCAACCCCUACCUGGACCGCAACGAAAAGCCCUUCCCCUCGUGGAAGGCCAUGUACGGCCCGCAAACCUUCCACUCAGACACCUUCACCAACCUCUGGCGCUACAACCUCUCGGACCCGCUCGUCACCUCGUCGGACCGCUUCUCCAUCGGCAUCACCAUGACGGGCUUCGCCGACCGCUCAAACUUCACCACCGACCCCUUCAAAGCAGAGGACCUCGUCAUCCUCACCGACGGCCUCUGCGCCUCCACCUGCGCCCUCUUCGCCGAACUCAUGACGCAGCAAUCCGGCGUCCGCACCCUCGCGCUCGGCGGCCGGCCCACCGUCCCCGGCCCCAUGCAGACCGUCGGCGGCACAAAGGGCUCCCUCGUCCUGCGCUACGAGCAGCUGAGCGCAUACGCGCAAUUCGUCAUCGCGACCUUCGCCGAGACGAGCACGCAGCGUCGCGAGUGGAGCGCCGCGCUGCCGCAGUACGAGGGCAUCGCGUACGCCGAGGGCGGCGCGGCAGUCAACUUUGCGGAUAGCAUUCGCUGGGGGUUGGAGAAGGAUGGGGUGCCGACGCAGUUUUUGAAUGAUAGCGCGAGUUGUCGCGUUUGGUAUCGGGUCGAGGAGUAUUUGGAUGUCAGGGCGUUGUGGAGGCGGAUGGCGAGGGUGGCCUGGGGUGGGAAGGGGGUUGGCGGGUUGGAUGAGGGUGAGUGUGUGGAGGGCAGUGUGACGAGUAGGGAGCAGCAGACGGGGUUGGGGCCGGGGACUCCGACGAGUCACGAUGGGGGUGGCGGGGAGGGGAAGCCGAAGAAGAAGGGUGAGGCCGGGAGGAGGUUUGGGUCUGGAGAGGGCGCGUGGACGGCUGUGGUGGUGUUUUUAUCGGUUUGGCUGUUGUUGGGGGUGUAGAUGGAUUGUGAGUUUGGUGGAUG